CAUCGAGUUUAUAUAUACAUCCAAUGGUUAGAACAGUCAGACAGUGUUUUCGAUUUAACUAAAUAAUAGUCUAUCUAUUCUGUUAGAUCCCAAAAUGAGUGCAUUGAAAUUUGUCGUAUUUCUGGGUACUACCAGAGAGGGAAGACUUGGGGAACGAGUUGCAACUUUUAUCAUGAACCAAAUCAAACAACGUGGACACAAGGCGGACUUGUUUGAUCCUGCGGUCGUCGGACUCCCACUGUUGGUAAAACCGUUACAUUUUUAUAAAGACAAGUCUGAGGCACCAGAAAUUCUGCGGGAUAUGAAUCAAAAGAUCAUUGAAUCUGAUGGCGUUAUUGUCGUAUCCGCCGAAUACAAUCAUUCCAUUCCGCCUGCCCUUUCAAAUCUGUUGGAUCAUUUCGCAGGAAGUUCGUUCGCUUGGAAACCAUCUGGAAUAGUGUGCUAUUCUCCAGGCCAAUAUGGAGGAGUGCGAUCGGCUAUGCAGCUCCGUGCGAUGCUUGGGGAGCUGGGAUGCAUCAGCAUAUCCAAUUUAUUUGCUAUACCAAAGGUUCAUGAACGUAUAGACGAGUCUGGCAAACUUACGGGUUCGCAAGAGUUCACCUUGAAGUGCGCUGACUCUUUCUUUCAACAGCUCGAAUGGUGGGCAAAUGCCGCAAAACAUCAAAGAGAUGUUGUAUCAGCAAGUUCGUCAAAAUAAUAGCCCUCACCAUGGCACACUUUCUUUCCAAACCAAAAAAUAAUUGCACACAUAUGUUUACCAUAAGUAGUUUUGUAUUUUGAAGCCAUCUUAAUGUUAUAUUAUCAUGGACAGUUUUCUCACAUUCGUGACUAUCUCCAUAUUGCUUUCGCUAAUGUUACUUUCAUACUUUCGACUUUGCAUAAAUAAAUUGAUAAUGCUCGUAGAA
Messenger RNA from Styela clava, 905 nucleotides. Lineage: Eukaryota; Metazoa; Chordata; Ascidiacea; Stolidobranchia; Styelidae. The record is from RefSeq and is a predicted model, not a curated record.